AUGGAUACAACUGCAUCCACUUUACAUUAUCAGCAAACGAGUACAGCAGAAUUCAAAAGUGAUGGACAGGAAAAGACUGGCAUGGAUCGAAUUCGACCCGAAGGCGGUUUCGACCAAGCCGUCCGCGCAGUUCAGAGCGGUAACAGAAAAAGCGAGAACGAAUCGCCGUGGAGCAGUCUCUUCGUGUUCCUGGAAAAGCAGGAGCUCUGUCUCUUGGUUACAGCGAUCGGCAUCUCCGCUGUAUCCGCCGGCGGCAAGACGAUGUACGCAGUCAUCAUUGGUAAAAUAUUUGACAUUGUUGCCGGCUUUGGUAGCCACUCGCUCGAUGCGGCAACCACCCUGUCCCGAGUCUCGUACUGGUGCAUGAUCCUCACCAUUCUGGGUCUCGCUAGGUGGUUGGUCAAUGCCUUAUUCAUGUCUUCAUGGAUCAUACUGGGUGAGUCGCGGGCGCGGGCAUCUAGGAGAGCUGUCUUUUGGGCACUCCUCGACAAGGACAUGUCGUGGUAUGAUACGUUGCCCGAUGGCAUCGCGAGUCUGACCUCUGGAGUUCAAGCACAAAUCCGAGAGCUGCAGCUCGCGACCUCGCAAAUUCUCGGCCAGCUGGUCAACGACACCUUUCUGACCCUGGGAACCCUUGCCCUCGCCUUCUAUUCUAGCUGGAAGCUAUCUCUCGUCAUGCUCGCCACAGUGCCCCCCUCUGUCAUUGCCAUAUCCCUCAUCACUCGUGGCUUGCAGCCCGCCAUCCAGGCAUAUCGACAAGAACUUUCCAAGGCGUCAAGGCAUGCCGCGACGUCCAUCACGGCCAUCGAGCUCGUCAAGGUGUACAACGGCGUAGACAACGAGGUGUGGCAGUAUAUAGAGGCAGUCAGGAAGGCGUCGCGGUUCGCGCUCCGGCAGGCGAUGCGGAACUCGUUGCAAAUCGGAUACGUCAAGGCCUGGCUGAUCAGCCUGUUUGUGGUCGGCUUCUGGUUUGCCAUCUACCUGGCGAACAGGGGCGAGAUCGCGCCCGGACAGGCCCUCACUGCGUUCUACGCCGUGCUCAUCGCCUUUCAGGCACUGGAGAAUCUGGGACCACAGUUCUCGACAGUUGCAAAAGGUGUUGGGGCUGGAAGGGCUUUAGCAAUGCUUGUCGGCGACUCGAAUAUCGGCCGCGGUCGAGGGCAGCAGAAAGGUCAUAGGCUUGCCGGACCCCCUGCGAGUGUCAUAUUGCAUGAGGUGGCUUUCGCGUACCCAUCUACUCCGGACAAGUUAGUCCUGAAACCCUCUACCCUAUUCUUUCCCCACAAAGAGACUUCAUUUAUCGUCGGCAGGAGUGGCUCCGGCAAAAGUACCAUCGCGAGCCUUCUCGUCAGGUUCUACGAGCCCACCCACGGUGCAAUCCUCAUCGACGGAAUGCCCCUUUCCACCCUCGAGAAUCUCUGGGUCCGCCAGAAUAUCCUCCUAGUGCAACAGACCAGCACACUAUUCAAAGACACCUUCUUCCAGAACGUGGCUGUGGGUAGCUUGGACCCGGAUGGUACCUUGCCAGAACAAGUACGCGAGGCUUUGGAGUUUGCACUCCUGCAGUCCACACUCAUGGGGUUGCCUAAUGGACUCGAGACACAAAUAGGACCAGGUGGCGUUGCGCUGAGCGGCGGGCAGAGGCAGCGUCUGGCCCUCGCUCGAGCCAGGCUUCGCGACCCGCCGAUUCUCAUCCUGGACGAGAUAACAAGCGGUCUCGAUCCGACCAACGCGAGUAUGCUGAUGGAUGCGAUUCGGAUCUGGCGCCGUGGUAAGACAACAAUCGUCAUCACCCAUGACAUCUCGCAGAUCAGAGAGGAUGAAUACGUACAUGUGAUGGAACAAGGUGCACUCGUGCAGGGAGGUCACUUUGGGCAGCUUGUCGAGGAGGACGACGGUGCCAUUCACGAGCUCUUGAGAUCUGCUACGACAUCGCCCCGACUCUCAAAUUCUCCAAGUAUCCAUGCUACUCAGCACGGCACAACCCUCGAAUACCAAGGAGAUGAACACGUCGAGCACUCAGCUCUUUCCCGCUUCCUCAUCCCACAUACUGAUCAAUCUGGGAAUCAUCAAGGACUGUUCCGGCCCAUGUCCAUCAUGGCACCAAGAUUCUCAGCGGCGGGACCACUCGUAUUUGAGGUCAGAGACAUUCCAAAGCUACCACAUACCCGACCUAGAUCGAGCAUGGACAUACUUGAAGAAAGCGGAUGGGCGGUCCACGGCCGGCGACCACAAGGCGGCUCAAGACGCCAGCGAGCCAUCUCGAUGAGCGUCAUUGCGGGAGUCCAGCAAGCACCGCCUACAAAAGCUUCUGACGCCAAGUCCGGCUCACUCAUACAGGUCCUGGCGUCGGUCUGGCCGAUGCUCGACAGAUUCCAGCGACUGAGCUUUAUAAUCGGCAUCAUCCUGUGCUUGGUUGUCGCCGGCCUAACGCCGGCCUUUUCAUACGUCUUUGCAGAACUGCUCGCCUGCUUCUGGACGCUCGGGGACAAGGAGACUGCGGCGAGACCAUGGGCCAUCGACCUCGCCAUCAUCGCCCUCGCCGACGGAGCAACGUCGUUCCUCGCCUACCUCCUCAUGGCGUGCGUCAGCCAGGCGUGGAUCGCCGGUUUGCGCAUAGAAGCGCACAAGCGCAUACUGCGGCAGCCAAAAGCUUGGUUCGACGAGCCAGCGCACUCUUCGCAUCGGAUAGUCCAGUUUCUGGACUCGAGAGCGGACGAACUGGGCAAGCUGGUUGCCAUCUUCCUCCCCAUCGUCCUGAUUGCGGCCGGCAUGGCCAUCGCGUCUAUAGUCUGGGCGCUGUCAAUCUCGUGGAAGCUCAGCCUCGUCGCGCUGGCGACUGGCCCGGUGGUUUAUCUUGCGGCCAGGCUCGCCGCCUACGUCAGCAACAAGUGGGAAUCCCGAUGCAUUGCGGCGGGCGAGUCCACGGGCUCGCUGUUUGCAGAGGUGUUUUCCAACAUUCGUGUCGUGCGCGCUCUGACGCUAGAGGAGUACUUUGGCAAGCAGUUCAAAACAUCGUGCAUAGACACGUUUCGUGCUGGCGUGAAGAGAGCGAUCCGGACUGGGCUGCCUUAUGGGCUGAACCAGUCCAUGUCUGACUGGCUCACGGCGCUCGUAUUCUAUUAUGCUACCGUGCUCCUGACGAGCGGGGAUAUAAGCAUCGGAGGGGUGCAAAAGGUGGUGAACCUGCUCUUGUUCAGCAUCGGCAACGCCACGGUCAUGCUGGGCGACAUCCCCCAGAUCGCCUCGGCCAAGAGCACGGCUGGCGAGAUCCUCAAUCUUGCUAGGCUGCCCCUCGGCGCUGGUCACGAGCAUAGUGGGCGUCUGAGACCACAGACUCUAUUUCCUAUUCGCAUGAACUCCUUGAAGUUCGCAUAUCCGUCAGGACCACAGUCGCGGGUGCUUCAUGGAGUGGAUCUUACCGUCGAGGCCGGAGAGACGGUCGCCAUUGUCGGGCCAUCCGGCUGCGGGAAGAGCACGCUUGCCGCCAUAAUCCUCCGGCUAUAUGAGCUACUUGGUGAGGAGGGAAGCAGUGAUCGACAUCCUUUCAACGCUCGGUUCCCGCCGCUCGCACCCCUGAGCUACGGUGGUUGUGACGCGCGAGAUAUCCAUACGGCCUUUCUCAGAAGCGGAGUCGGGUAUGUCUCUCAGCAUCCCUUCAUCUUUCCCGGUACUGUCCGCGAGAAUAUCCUCUACGGCAUGCGUGAUGAUGCCCCUGAGCGCAGGAUGGACUCGGAGGCCGUGGUGCAUGCUUCUCGAGCUGCUGGUAUUCACGAAACGAUUGUAUCCUUAUCGGAAGGGUACGAUACUCGAAUAGGAGAAGGGGGUGUUGGAUUGUCUGGAGGGGAGUCGCAAAGAGUGUCGAUUGCAAGGGCACUGGUUCGAAACCCGAAGCUACUGGUCCUGGACGAACCCACUUCUGCGCUGGAUGCAGUCGCGGCUGAUGGUAUUAGGGACUUGAUCAGGCAUCUUAUCAUGGGAGACUCGUCCGGAAACGGACAAAGAGGCAUGUCUGUUGUUGUGGUGACGCAUAGCCGGGAGAUGAUGCAGGCCGUUGACAGGGUAGUAAUGCUUCAGAACGGUCAAGUGGUAGAGACAGGGAGCUACGAUCAGCUCGUGAGACACGGGCACCAUUUUGCUGAGUUCAUCAGGAGAGACUAG
Messenger RNA from Thyridium curvatum, 4161 nucleotides. RefSeq lists its product as uncharacterized. Gene Ontology annotation, molecular function: ATP binding; ABC-type transporter activity; ATP hydrolysis activity. Gene Ontology annotation, cellular component: membrane. The record is from RefSeq and is a predicted model, not a curated record. The coding region runs from base 1 to 4161 and encodes 1386 amino acids. The transcript is spliced from 3 exons. NCBI's taxonomy places the organism in Eukaryota, Fungi, Ascomycota, Sordariomycetes, Thyridiales, Thyridiaceae. Gene Ontology annotation, biological process: transmembrane transport.